UUUACUUUACGUUACGUCAUUCUGGGAUAAUUGACACAACCAGCAUGGCUGAUGUCCAAGCAGAAGCUGGAAUUCCAGCUGUGGAUUCAGAGACUAAAGGCACAGAAAGUAAUGAAGACCUGGCCCAGGACAAGGUCCAAGGACCUUCUGAGGAAGAGAUGCUGGCCCACGUCAGAGCUCAGCCUGGAACUGCACUGGUGAAAGCAAAAUACAUUGAUUUUGCACGUGUUGCAGAAGGAAUCACUAGUAAACAAGAUCGCAAGGAUGCCUCCGAAGUGACCAAGGAGAAGCGCAAAGAACCUGAAGACCCUCAACCUGGAGGCAAAAAGCAGAAAAAGAUCAAGGGUAUGAACAAGAACCGACCCAGGGACCACCAAUUUAUGCCGCAUGCAGAGCGUCCUUGUCUCGAUUUCUUGAGCGGCAAAACCUGCAGGUUCGGGGAAAAUUGCAAAUUCAGUCAUGAGAUCCAAAAGCUGAUGGAGAGUAAGGCACCCGACAUCGGUCCGAGAUGUAUCAGUUUUGAGAGAUUCGGUACCUGUCCGUAUGGUCUUCUCUGCCGCUUUGGAGGUGCCCACAUAGACGAUAACCUAAAGAGCGUUGUCAAUGACGAGAAGGUCAAGGAAACGGGUGGUAAGUUUGACGUCAGGAAUAUUAUGAGCAAAGACUUGCAGAGUAAGUUGAGGAAGAGGAACUUUGGUUUCAGCAAAUCUGAUCAGUACUUGAGAACUUUGGGAGGCAAAAAGAAGGGGUUUAAAAAGCAUGGAGGACCUGCCGGAAAGGACAAUAUCGCAAGCAAUACCACAAGUACUGCAAGCACCGGUGAGAAUGGGACUCUUGAAGGAUCAACCAAGGUUGGUGGGGAUGCAAUUCAAGAUGGCAACGGAACUCAGAGCCCUUCUGCUGCAGUGCCAACCAGUGAAGAUGUUGGCAGCCAUGCAGCAGGGACUGUAACGGAUAGUGAUGUCAUCAGGCUUAGACCAGAGGAGAAGAGGAAGCUAGAUGUUAAGGAUAAACUCCUUCUUGCGCCCCUGACAACAGUUGGUAACCUUCCAUUCCGGGCUGUAUGUAAGAAGCUUGGUGCAGACAUCACCUGCGGUGAGAUGGCAAUGUGUACUAACUUACUCCAAGGUCAGACGUCUGAAUGGGCGCUACUGAAGCGACAUCCUUCUGAAGAUGUCUUUGGUGUCCAACUUUGUGGCGCUUUCCCAGACACAAUGACCAAGUGUGCUGAGUUGUUGAACAAUACAAUAGACAUUGAUUUCAUUGAUGUCAAUGUUGGCUGUCCAAUUGAUAUGGUGUACCACAAGGGAGCUGGGUCUGGUUUGAUGAACAGGAUGGGCAAGUUCCAAGAAAUUGUCAGGGGGAUGAGUUCGGUCCUAGAUGUUCCUUUAACCGUAAAAAUGAGAACUGGCGUCCAUAACGAAAGUCGAAUUGCACACAAGAUCAUACCUCGCGUCUAUGAAUGGGGAGCCUCCGUCGUCACGGUUCAUGGACGUACGAGAGAGCAGCGUUAUUCUAAGCUUGCCGAUUGGGAUUAUCUGAGGCAGUGUACAGAGGCUGCGGACCCCUAUCCAUUCAUUGGAAACGGAGACAUCCUGUCGUUUGAAGAUGCAAACUUCUUCCGUGAGAAGAGUGGAUCGGCAGGUCAGAUGAUAGCCAGAGGUGCCCUCAUCAAACCAUGGAUAUUCACUGAGAUCAAAGAACAGAGACAUUGGGAUAUCUCAUCCAGUGAACGCUUUGACAUACUACAGGAUUAUGUCAACUUAGGGCUCUUACAUUGGGGUUCAGACACUCCGGGAGUGCGGAAGACAAGGAGAUUCCUGUUAGAGUGGCUCUCGUUCCUCCAUCGAUACAUCCCGGUAGGAGUCUUGGAAAGACCACCUCAGAAGAUCAACGAAAGACCUCCUUACUUUGUCGGUCGGAAUGACCUGGAAACCCUGAUGGCGAGUGCUAACUGCGCCGACUGGGUUAAGAUCAGUGAAAUGUUCCUUGGUCCUGUACCUGAUGACUUCCUGUUCUUACCAAAACACAAAGCCAGCUCCUACAAGUGAAACUGUCCUGAGAGAGAUGUUUAAACAAAGAGUAAAGUCGCACUUACUAAAGAGUUCAGUU
Messenger RNA from Lytechinus variegatus (green sea urchin), 2112 nucleotides. RefSeq names its product tRNA-dihydrouridine(47) synthase [NAD(P)(+)]-like. The coding region runs from base 45 to 2051 and encodes 668 amino acids. Lineage: Eukaryota; Metazoa; Echinodermata; Echinoidea; Temnopleuroida; Toxopneustidae. The transcript has 12 exons. Gene Ontology annotation, molecular function: RNA binding; tRNA dihydrouridine synthase activity; flavin adenine dinucleotide binding. The record is from RefSeq and is a predicted model, not a curated record. Gene Ontology annotation, biological process: tRNA processing.